CUGUGACCCAGGAGUGGCUGCACCAUGACUGUCUCUGCGCCGAACCCCACCAGACUCACAGGCAGCAUCUCUGGCUUCCUGCAAGUGGCCUCCGUGCUCGGCUUGCUUCUGCUGCUCCUCAAAGCGGUCCAGUUCUACCUGCAGAGGCAAUGGCUACUCAAGGCUUUCCAGCAGUUCCCAUCCCCACCCUUUCACUGGUUCUUUGGACACAAGCAGUUCGAGGGUGAUCAGGAGAUACCGCUGUUUAUGAAGGCUGUGGAGAGCUUCCCAAGUGCCUUUCCACGCUGGGUAUGGGGGAACCAAGCUUACUUUAUUGUCUAUGACCCAGACUACAUAAAAUUGAUUCUAGGGCGAUCAGAUCCAAAGGCACAUGGAGCCUACAAAUUGCUGGCUCCUUGGAUUGGCUAUGGUUUGCUCUUGCUGAAUGGACAGUCGUGGUUCCAGCACCGGCGCAUGCUAACCCCAGCCUUCCACUAUGACAUUCUGAAGCCCUAUGUGAAAACCAUGGCUGACUCUGUCCGGUUGAUGCUCGACAAAUGGGAACAGCUGGCUGCACAGGACACCUCUAUAGAGGUUUUUCAACACAUCUCCUUGAUGACUCUUGACACCAUCAUGAAGUGUGCCUUCAGCCACAAGGGUAGUGUCCAGGUAGACAGAAAUUAUAACACCUACAUCCAGGCCAUUGUGGACUUGAAUAACCUAUUUUAUUCCCGUGUGAAAAACAUCUUUCAUCAGAAUGACACCAUCUACAGUCUGUCCUCCAAUGACCGCUUAGCCAACCGUGCCUGCCAACUUGCCCACGAUCAUACAGAUGGAGUGAUCAAGAUGAGAAAGGAUCAGCUGCAGGAUGAGGGAGAGCUGGAGAAGGUCAAGAAGAAGAGACGUUUGGAUUUUCUGGACAUCCUCUUGUUUGCCAGAACAGAGAAUGGGGAUAGUUUGUCUGACAGGGACAUCCGUGCUGAGGUGGACACAUUCAUGUUUGCGGGCCAUGACACCACAGCCAGUGGACUCUCCUGGAUCUUUUAUGCUCUGGCCACACACCCUGAACACCAACAGAGAUGCAGGGAAGAAGUUCAGAGUCUCCUGGGGGAUGGAUCCUUCAUUACCUGGGAUCACCUUGACCAGAUGCCCUACACCACCAUGUGCAUCAAGGAGGCCAUGAGGCUCUACCCACCUGCCCCAGGUGUUGUCAGAGAGCUCAGCAAACCUGUCACUUUCCCUGAUGGGCGCUCUUUACCCAAAGGUAUCUCAGUCAUGCUCUCCAUUUAUGCACUCCACCACAACCCGAAGGUGUGGCCAAACCCAGAGGUGUUUGACCCAUCCAGGUUUGCACCAGAUUCUCCCCGACACAGUCAUUCAUUCCUGCCCUUCUCAGGAGGAGCAAGAAACUGCAUUGGGAAACAAUUUGCUAUGAAUGAGCUGAAGGUGGGUGUGGCCCUGACCCUACUCCGCUUUGAGCUGCUGCCAGAUCACACCAGGGUCCCAGUCCCCUUACGACGAAUUGUGUUGAAAUCCAAGAAUGGGAUCUAUCUGCAUCUCAAGAAGAUCCACUAAUUCUGGUAGGGACAA
Messenger RNA from Myodes glareolus (Bank vole), 1569 nucleotides. Lineage: Eukaryota; Metazoa; Chordata; Mammalia; Rodentia; Cricetidae. The record is from RefSeq and is a predicted model, not a curated record.